Messenger RNA from Cylas formicarius (sweet potato weevil), 3510 nucleotides. Its product is annotated as zinc finger CCCH domain-containing protein 13-like. Gene Ontology annotation, molecular function: metal ion binding. The transcript has 6 exons. The record is from RefSeq and is a predicted model, not a curated record. NCBI's taxonomy places the organism in Eukaryota, Metazoa, Arthropoda, Insecta, Coleoptera, Brentidae. Bases 185 to 3469 code for a protein of 1094 amino acids. Gene Ontology annotation, cellular component: RNA N6-methyladenosine methyltransferase complex.
ACUAAAAUUCGUUCCAUGGAUUCUCGUCAAGGUUAAUAUUUACCAGUUGUAAAUUUCAUGGGCUGUUUGGGGUUUGUAGCCAAGCAACGCGAUCAAACUAAUUAUUAAUAACACGUAAAUAUGGUACGCACUAGUUCCGUCGUGCUAUUAACAGUAAGGUACGUUUCGAGAAUUAUCGGUGAAGAUGUCUAAACUAGUCAAGCGGAAAAUAACCGUGAACGCAGCCAAAAAUAAAACGGCGAAAACGCGGCCGAGUGUUUUCGAACGUCUCGGGAUAAAGGCUGGCACCCCGAAGGAAUACUGUCACCCUUGGGCUCAGACAGGCUCGUGUCCUUACGGCAAAGGUUGCAAGUAUUCCGCGACUCACACGCUGAUCAGCCCUUCCAAGCAGAGAGCCGCGAAAAACCAAACCGAAGUGAAACGCCGACAUGUAAAGGAGGCCCAUAAACCGAGACCUAUCGUCGCGGGCGAAGCAGAAGAAUGGGAUCAGUGGGAUCCGGAGGAAUUGGAAGAUGCCGAUGCGGAUGAUUUGGAAAAGAAACGGCAAGAGAUACAGAGAGAAUUGGAAUUGCAAAUGAAAAUGGAGCACAGGGCGAGAAAAAAGGAGAAAAAGGCAAAGAAAGAUAGCAGCCCUUCGAGCGAGUCGUGCACCUCUUCUAGCGAAUCGUCGAGCAGCAGCGAAGAGACAAGCACGAGCAGUUCGAGCUCCGACGAGGUGAAGCACAAGAAAGUGAAAAAGUUGAAGGUGAAACGGGCGAGCUCGUCGUCGUCCGAAGACCGCAGGAAACACAAAGGGAAGAAACCGCACGCUUCCAAGUCACUGACCAGGGAGAAAUCUAAAAAAACGAAACUGCCCCCUAAAGCCAAGUCCCCUUCACCGGUGCGCGUACGGAAGAAGUCCGAGACGCCCCCUAUAAAAGCCAAAGCGGCGACGCGGAAGCCGAGUCCCGAGAUGAAGUCUCCGAGGCCCCAGAGUCGAACCAGCGAUCGCAAAGAGAAAUACAGGACGCCGUCUCCGAAAGCGGCUCGCGAGAAGGAGCGAGAACGCGAAAAGGAGAAGGAACGCGAACGGGAGAGAGAGAAAGAGCGGGAACGCGAGAAAGAGAGAGAGAAGGAGAAGGAACGGGAGAGGGAGAAAGAGAGGGAGCGCGAACGGGAGAGGGCGAAACAGAGGGAGAGGGAGCGCGAACGCGAGAGGGAGAGGGACAAAAAGAAAGAUACGCGGUCGCCGAAGAGAGAGGUUAGGAAAGAUUUUAAGAGGCGCGAUUCGCCGGAAUCUACGCAUUCGAGGGAUAAAAAAAGUUCUCCAAAUAGAUCCAAAGGGGGAGGAAGUGUUUCGAGGAGGGAAUACAAGAGUCCGGCUAAAGACGAUAGGCGUGGUGAUAAAAGGGACGACAGGGAUAGGUUUAGGGGCAAAGAUAGAUCGCAAGACAAGGGCCGGCAAGAUAGGCGCGAUUCCAGGGACAGGGAAAGGGAUCGAGACAGGGAGCGCCGGUUGGCCAGGGAGGAGAGGGAAGCUGCUAGGGAGAAGGAAAGGGAGGAAGCUCUGGCGAGAUCCCAGGAGAGGCAGAAAGAGAGGGAGAGGCAACGGGAAUUGGCAAAGAAAGAAGAAGAGAGGAGGAACAGAGACAGGGGUCGGAGGGAAGAUAGGGGUUUGGAUAAACCCAAAGGCGAUAGAAUUGAAAGACUUUUGCCUCUACCCGAAGAUCGCGUCCCGCCAAGUCGCAGGGGCCACUCCGGCGAACGGGACCGCGGCGGCGAAAGGCGCAACAGGGACCGCUCGAUCGACAACCGCAAUUCCUCCAGGAAAAGUCCCGGAGGACGGGAUCGGGCGGCGGAUAGGGACCUUCACGAUCGCAACUACGACAGAAGUUACGAGAGGGAGCGGGACGCCGAUCAUGACAGAGAUAGGGAUUACCUGGGCGCGCGUCUGCGCGAUGAUAGGAGAUUGGACGACAAAGAGUACAACGGCCCGUACGGCAGGGCUCGUCACGAGGACCGACGUUACCUGGACCUGGAGGACCACUACAACGAAAGCUCCCGAGACGAGAGGUUGCCGGCCCUGGACGCCCGGGACUACGUCGACUUAGACCGCAGGUCUAGACGGGAACUGUGGGACCUGCGCAACGAAAGGAUCGACUUGGACCGCGAGCUGGACCACCGUGGAAGGACGGGCAGACGUCCCCCCGAUUGGGAGCCUCAGGACGGUUGGGACGCUAUCGAACACAAGCACGUGGUGAACGAGGACGAGUGGCGUCACUUUAACCGAAGCUUGGACAGUUGGCCGGCGUCGGAGGACCGGAGGAGGUGGUCGGGCGACUGGAGGGACAAGUCGAGGCCGAGGAGCGCGGCCUCGCACUCGCUCGAACACGCCAACGGUAAGGACGCGGGCGCAGAAGCCAGACGGAAAGAGCCGAGCCCCGCAGCUUCGGCCCGUUCGGAAGUCCCGCCCCCUCGCGAUGCCGACCCGAAGCAGGCGGCGCCGACCACGGCGGAUGCGGCCGAACCGCCUCCGGCCACCCCAAAACGUGCCGCCGAGGAACCGGCAGAGGGCGCGGGAGACGCCAAGAAGGCGUGUCUGAAGCCGGACGCCGCCGCCGCCGCCGCCCCGCCCCCGGUCCUAGAGGACGACCUCAGCGAAAUCAGCGACGACGCCGACGAAAUACUCAAUAGGGUCGAGGAGGUGCUGGAAGACGCGGGCGAGCGUCCGGGCGCCGCCGUAACGCACGCCGCCGAAGGUGACCACGCCCAGGACCAGAACGCUGCGCAAUCGCCUACCAGGUCUCCGGCCGUCAAGUCAGUGCCCAAAGACGAGUCGAUCGAGGACGAGAACAUCGACCUCGACUUCGAGGAGAUCUCCGAGGACGAGUUGGAGGAGGAGUCGAGGUCGAAAGGGAUAGGCGACGCAUUGGGCGUCGACUGGGCAAGCCUGGUGGCGGAAUCGCGACCUAGGACGAAACCCGCGAGCUCUGCAAAGUUGCGUUGGGAACCGCACAACGUCCUCGUCGAUCUGGGGAUUUCCGUGAGCUACGUCGGCGAAGACACGGUGAAGGAUAUAAUGCGAAGCCACGCGGAGGCGGAGCACAAGGAACAGCAGACGGAGGACGAAGUGGAAGAGACGGUGAAGGUGAAGUCGGAACCCGUGGAAGUGAACGGGAUCAAGCGGGAGAUUAAGGAUGAGCCCGAGGAGGAAACGAAGAACACUGAGGUGGAGGUCGAGCCCGAAGAUGUGGUGAUAUCGAGUCCGGUGGCGGCGAUCCAGGUGGCCGAUCGGGAAGAACGCCAGAUUCGGAAGAUCUUGUUUUCGAGCGUAGGCCAGUUUAGAAGGGCGCUGUCGGCCAGGCGCGACUUGAUGAUACGGCGACACCUUUGCAAUCUGCCCUUGAACGAUAGUUUCGCGGAAGCGCCGAAACGGCACGAUCCGGAACUGCUGAAACUGGCCACGCAGCUCUUCGAGAGGUGUUUGUAGGGUUAGGUAGGGCGUAUCGGUUAAAUAAACGUAUUCACUUG